Molecule: messenger RNA, 2466 nt
Organism: Physcomitrium patens
Lineage: Eukaryota; Viridiplantae; Streptophyta; Bryopsida; Funariales; Funariaceae
Product: phosphoinositide phospholipase C 2
Biological process (GO): lipid metabolic process; release of sequestered calcium ion into cytosol; phosphatidylinositol-mediated signaling
Molecular function (GO): phosphatidylinositol-4,5-bisphosphate phospholipase C activity
Source: RefSeq, a predicted model, not a curated record
GCGUUGUUCAACGUUUACAAUUGCUGUGCGUGCUUCUUUGAUGCAUUGCACCCACUCGGUGUAUACAUAUGGCGCUAAUUUUUGUGUAGUUUCGUUGAGGAAGAUCUUUCAUCAGGACUCCCUUUGAGAUCUAAGCACCCGCAUCUGCGGGCGUUGGUGUCGUUCUCAGAUUACGAGUUGUCUAGCAGGCUAGCUUAGGAUGGUGUCUAUUGCGCGAUUGAAAGAGGCAUGUUCGCAUUGCCUACCGCCCACCGUAGCGCCCUACCAUGCUGUAUGUACUCCGCCAGCAUUAGUUACAAGAGUUUUUGAGCAGGCGACGAUAGGAAGGGAUGUACGGGUAAUUGGUCCCGCCGAUUUGGCAAAAUUUAUGACAGAUUGGCAGGGCGACAGAAAUGCGACCGAAGAGCGCGCGACAUCCUUGAUGGCUGAUUUUAAUUUCUUGAAGUCGACUGCCUCUCGCGCCUUGAGGAUUCCUGGGUUAAGUCACAGCUCGAAAUAUUCCCUUAGCUCCAGGCACAGUGGCUCCAAACACGGUCAAUCGGCGCCAGAGACUCCUACUUUUGACAUUGCUACCUUUCUAAAGUUUCUCCUGCAUCCUGAAUUUAACGGUCACCGAGUACCUGUUUCGAAAACGCCGACAGACGACAUGAAUGCGCCACUAUCAGAUUACUAUAUCUUUUCGAGUCACAAUACCUACUUGAUGGGAAACCAGUUGUGUAGUCCAUCCAGCACUGCCCCCAUUGUGAAAGCACUGCUGGAUGGAUGUCGUGUAAUCGAGCUGGAUUGUUGGAAUGGCUCUAACAAAAGAAUUGAUGUCCUUCAUGGCGGGACCUUGACGAAGGCAGUUCCAUUUGAGGACUGCGUUAAGGCAAUAAAAGACAAUGCCUUCACGACUUCGGCUUAUCCUGUCGUUGUUACCAUUGAAAGUCACUUGGAUCUAGAGCACCAGAAGGAAGCCGCCAGGGUGUUAAACAAGAUACUCGGUAAUAUCAUGUUUGUCCCCCCUCCCAAUGAACUUCCACCCCAAUCUUUUCGAUCACCUGAGCAGUUGAAGCAUCGCAUUAUCAUUUCUGAUAAACCUCCGGGUGACGCACUUUUAAGUCAGGCUGCAAAUGAGCCUGAAUUUGCACAGCAGACGCUAUUGCAUGAAGUGGUGAGAGACCCCAGCCCAGACAACAGACAUGAACACAGACAUGGACGGAGGGGGAAGAAGAAGAAGCUACGCAGACGUCAAAGCCAAAUCGCUGAAAGCAGGAUACAGAAACUGCCCUCAGGAAAACUUGGUGACUCUGGCAGGCCAGCCAUAGCCAAUGAUCCUGCGUUUGAUGAAUUAUUAUACAUUCAUUGUCAAAAACCCACAGAAAUGGCUACCGAGCAAAAGAAAGGUGGCCCAUUGAUUAAAGGACAACAUGCAAUAAUGGCUAAUCUAAGCGAAUCACAACUCGAUGACCUUAUUGAGGAUCACACCGAUUCUCUGAUAGAGUUCUCGAAGACCAAUUUGACUAGAGUGUACCCAUUUGGACUUCGGGUUACUUCAUCAAAUGCAGACCCUAUGGACGCUUGGGAGCAUGGAGUUCAAGUUGCAGCUAUAAAUAUGCAAGGACGAGAUCGACCUGUAUGGAUAUCCAAAGCAAUAUUUAGUAGGAACGGUGGUUGCGGCUACGUCAAGAAGCCCGAUAUUCUUCUACCUGAAUCUAAUAUGGACCAUAAAAGCCUAAUGAAUUUGCAACCAAAGCUUGAGCUGAAGGUGACGGUUCUAUUGGGGACCGACUGGCACAAAAACUAUGACGUCUUCAAGAAACCAGACUAUUUUGUGAAGGUUGCCAUACAUGGCAUGCAUGACGAUGAGCAGAAGUUCAAAACACAUGUGUGCAAACGGUCUCGGGAACCUCACUGGGAGGAUGAAGAAUUUGUAUUUCAAAUUCGAGUGCCGGAGCUAGCAAUACUCAGGUUGGAGGUGAGGGAGUAUGACAGAAUCGUCCGAGAUGAUAUGGUUGGCCAAUCUUGCGUACCCGUCACUGAGCUCCGGCAGGGAAUUCGUGCUGUGCAACUGGCAUCUAAAAAGGGAGAGCCUCGGAGCUCGAAGCUCUUGUGCCACUUCAUCACACGUACAUUAUGAGUUCGCACCAAGUAAUUUACUGAUUUGGUAGCUGAUUUGAUAGCUGAUUUCUUAUAAUUCAAGUUUCCAUUGUUUUGAGUGUUUAUUUCAUGAAUAUUCAGAAGGAGCUCCUCCAUGGUUGCAUUAUUCUUCUUUUGAAGCAAUCCUUGACCAUGGCCGCAAUAUUGUAAAUAAAUUCUUUCUCCUAAUCAACGAAUUCCAGUAGUGACGUAGGUAGCAGGAUAUUGUUCCUUACGUAUCCAAUUUAUAAAUCAAAUCUCAUCUGUUGAGUAAAUUAAUUAGACUUUCGGCACUCACCGUCAUGUCAUUCAGUUCUACAUCCAAUUCCAUUUGUAAUUUGGAAUCAA